Molecule: messenger RNA, 930 nt
Organism: Leptonychotes weddellii (Weddell seal)
Lineage: Eukaryota; Metazoa; Chordata; Mammalia; Carnivora; Phocidae
Product: olfactory receptor 4C46-like
Biological process (GO): G protein-coupled receptor signaling pathway
Cellular component (GO): membrane
Molecular function (GO): olfactory receptor activity; G protein-coupled receptor activity
Source: RefSeq, a predicted model, not a curated record
AUGGUGAAUAGGAACAAUGUGACAGAGUUUGUUCUACUGGGGCUCACAGAGAAUCCAAAGAUGCAGAAAAUCAUAUUUGUUGUGUUUUUGGUCAUCUACAUCGUCUCUGUAGUAGCAAAUGUGUUCACCGUGGUCACUAUCACUACCAGCCCAUUACUGAAGUCCCCCAUGUACUUUUUCCUUGCCAAUCUCUCCUUCAUUGAUGCCUGCUAUUCUUCUGUCAAUAACCCUAAACUGAUCAUAGAUUCACUCCGUGAAAAGAAGACCACCACAUUCAAUGCAUGUAUAACCCAAAUCUUUGGGGAACAUUUCCUUGGAGGUGCUGAUGUCAUCCUGCUCACUGUGAUGGCCUAUGACCGCUAUGUGGCCAUCUGCAAGCCAUUGUACUACACGAACAUCAUGAAUCGGAGGGUGUGUGGCCUGCUAAUGGGAGUGGCGUGGGUUGGAGGCUUUCUUCAUGGAGCCAUACAGAUCCUCUUUAUCAUUCCUUUACCCUUCUGUGGCCCUAAUGUCAUAGAUCACUUUUUGUGUGAUCUGAACCCUUUGCUCAAUCUUGCCUGCACUGAUACACACACUCUAGGGCUCUUCGUUGCUGCCAACAGUGGUUUCAUUUGUGUCUUACUCUUCCUCCUCUUGAUCAUCUCCUAUGCGGUCAUCCUGCACUCCCUAAGGAACCAUAGCUCGGAGGCAAGGCGCAAAGCCCUUUCCACCUGUGUCUCCCACAUCACAGUGGUUGUCCUAUUCUUUGUGCCCUGCAUAUUUGUGUACUUGAGACCUGUGACUACUUUAUCUAUUGAUAAGGCAGUUGCAGUGUUCUACACCAUGAUAACGCCCAUGUUAAAUCCUUUAAUCUAUGCCUUAAGAAAUGAGCAAAUGAAAAAUGCCAUCAGGAAAUUGUGUAGUAGAAAAGUUAUUUCAGGUAAGAAAUAA